UUCGCUGAACUGCCAUGAAAUAUUAAUGUCCUAGAGCAUUUGAACCGUCGCUUCUUAGUGAUAAAACGCUAUUUUGGGUAUACAGAUGUUUGUUGGCCUAGCUACAAGCAAUUGCGAAUCGCGUUUUCCUAUCAAUCAUCCUCUGUCACAAGCGAAGGUAUAGAAGAUGAGGAUUUUUGUGCUGUUCGACGGAAUCAGACAUUUACUAGACGUUGAAGUUGGGCAAACGGUGAGCGAGAUAAAAGGCACUCUUCGAAAGAAACUCGAUUUAGAUACGGUGCAAAGCGAAGAUAGCGAGAACGACAUGCUUAUGGCGAUUAAUUACGCGGGAUCCAAUUUAGAAGACGAUUGGGUUUUCACGGAUAUUAGUAUUCCACCGGGUGCAACACUGAGAUGUGAACUGCUAGAAAAUGUCAAAACUUAUCUUAGUGUCACCUGUUCGCAUUUCAACGAAACGCUUAAGUUUACAGAAUGGUUUGACGUUUGGGAGACAAAAGUGGGACAUUUUAAAACAAUGAUUACAGAGAAGACAGGGUUACACGUCAGCGUGUUUCGCCUCGUUUCUUCAGAGGGAAAAGAGAUGUACGAUUGCCAUCCAUUGAAGAAAUAUUCUGUCGAUUACGGUGACACGAUUCGUUUGGAGACAUGGAAUGGCUGGGGUGCGUUCCUAAAAUCUGCUACGUCAGGGCAGUUAACUCCGACCAUAAAACACAUGGUUAGUAUUCAUGAUGAUCCAUUGGUAUUUAAGUACCAGCUUCGGGUAGCGCUGUUCAUCGCGGCUCAUUUCAAUUACACGCAACUCGCCACUCAACUGAUCAAGAGCGGGGCGAGAUGCGAUGAACCUGUCGGAGAGCACCCAGUGCGAGAGUGGUGCAACAAGGAAGUGCAUCCUGAUCAUUUAAAGACUCCAGUUCACGAGGCCGCACAACACGGCAGCCUUAAUUGUCUACAGAAAUUUAUCCAUCACAAUUACGCCUGCAUCCUUGCCAAGGACGCACACGGUCUGACACCGUGUAAUAUGGCACGAAGGUACAAGCAAACUGAGUGUUUUAAGCUGCUUAUUGCCGAGCAGUUCCGCUCUCGAAGUACAUGCGGUUUGACGUUGGGAAUAUACUGGCGCGUGCGAAAAUGGUGUGAACGCGCUCGGGAUAGGGCUAUUGUCUUUCAUAAACAUUCCCCUAAUCCCCUUCUGUUGGCAAUGGAAAAUAGAACGUACCGAAGUGCCGUGGUUGGGCAAAAGGUUCAAGUUGACGGCUUCGGGGAAAAUAUGCAAAGUGGCACCUCAAAGAUACAGCUCUCUUUGGCACUCAAGAGUGUGAAAAAUAAGCCAACGGCAGGUGGACAAAGUAAUACAAGUUUGAGAUCAAUACUCAGUGACAAAAAUGGUAAUUCCUCAGGAAGUAGCGAAAUUUUGAGUCUUCGUGAAAGCGGCGAAAAAGACGACAGAGCCGAUUCAGGAAACUGUUCAAGUGGAUCGAGCGAAGAAUCGAACAGCGACCGAGCGACUUGUGUGGAUUGCUUGCUACCGUCUGUUUCGAAACAGCGUAGCCAUAGCGAUAUUUCGAAACUGGAAACAUCCAUAAAACACAAGUUGCAAAUUAAGAAUGCGAAUCAAGAAAGACGCACAGCGAAUCAACGUAAAGCGUACAGAUGGAAAGAGAGAGAAGACAACGAAAUCUUAUGUUUCUGUCAGUCGUCGAAACAUCACAAGGAUAAACAAACCGGCAGUGAAACAAAAAACGAUCAGCGUGAGAGCAUGCCACUGAUUUCGACAAACACAAGCCUGGUCGGAGUAAACAAAAGUGAUAAAAAUAUUGAUAUUGAAGUUAUCGAUGAAUCGGGAAACCGAAGUGCCCAUGACUUUUUCGUCACGCAAGGGGUUGCGGUGAGCUCGCAAAAACGGCCUAUUGAGGCAGAAAAUACUCUAAAAGAAGAAACAAACAAAUCAGUUGAUCGAAUACCGCCUAUUAAACUGCCUGGUGGUAAUUCAAGUUUAAAUCAUACGAGAAUAGAGGACAUCCCCUCGACAACAAAAUCGGCGAAGAGUUCUAAAAGCGACGGCGUGCUUAUCAAGCAACGCCGUAGAACUCGGUCUCUUAAUUCAACGCCUAAACGCCUUCACAGCGCAAACCAACGUCGUCGAGCAACCUCCAGCGAGGAUUUGAGCCUGCAGUUGACUCGCAUGUACAGCAAGGUCACCGGACAAGAUAUGCACGAAGCGGCGAAGGAAAGCAUGGGUGUUGCAAUGACUUUUAGGAAGAAACGCUGGUUGCAGCAAGUUCACAUGGCAAUCGAGCUUAACAAUAACAAUUUUAACAGACAGCUUCACGGGUACAAAGGAAAGAACGGAGCGGGCCAUGUUUCUUAACAUCAUGGCCGGAAUAAAAAGAAAAGUUUCAUUUCGAACAGAUUAUACUCACAAGAAAAUAUAUAAACAAAAUUUUGUGGGAAACAAACAGAAAUAACUAAAAAAAAUUUUAGCAUAGUUAGCGGAUUUGAGAAUUACGUUUAAUGAAAACGCUGAAGGGAAGAUUUGAAAUGCCCGACUUAUUGUGUAUUGACAACACAAAAAAUAUUAAUGAUUGCAUUCAUUGCUAAAAGACAGGCAGCAAACUUAAAUUUUUGCCAUAUGCUAGUUGAGUGUACGUGUUUUAAAAUCAUUCUGUUCUUAUACAAAAAUACUUACUUUAGCCAUUUGACAAAUUUUCGACAAAUACAAGGAAAGAAGGUUCCAGGAAUAUGUAUCUGAGAAAAGUAAAUGAAUGUUAUUACCAAACAAUCUCUCGCCAAAACAUUCACCAUAAAUGAAAAACAAUUUGUCUGAUAUUUACAUGAAUUUGAAUUGCUAUCAGACAGUAUUUACCUUUCAAGCGGGCAGUGAGCUAAAAGCUACUUUGUUUUUUUCAUACAUCUCUAAAACUUACUCCUAAAAGGUUUCGAAAGGUUUUUAAUACAACUUGGCGAGUGUUGGCGCGCUACGAAGCCUUUCUAUCUAUAAACGAGUUAAUUAGUAACGGCCUACCAAGGAGCAAAUAAUGUCUCCAAAUGAGUGACUGUUGCAGAUAAAUGGGUGAUUGCUUUGUGUAGCUCUCAAGAAUAGCGGUCUCACAGAGUAAAUGACGAUUCUUUUAUCGUCUCCUUUGAGUGCUUAAAAAUAGCCUCAUUUUCUUAAAACGCCGCAAGGAAGGCUUAAAUAUAGUGCAUUUACAAAAUGCCUCCAGCCAUUGUUCGACUCAACACAUACUCGUUUUAAUAAGGGUCUUUUGCCCUCAGAAUUUGAACAAAACUAUUUUUAUCUUACAUAAUAGUGUCAUAUGCAGAUAAAGGACAAUAAAUUACUACUUUACC
This is a messenger RNA of Pocillopora verrucosa, 3348 nucleotides long. RefSeq names its product protein ANKUB1-like. NCBI's taxonomy places the organism in Eukaryota, Metazoa, Cnidaria, Anthozoa, Scleractinia, Pocilloporidae. The record is from RefSeq and is a predicted model, not a curated record. Gene Ontology annotation, molecular function: protein binding.